Messenger RNA from Spinacia oleracea (spinach), 3032 nucleotides. RefSeq lists its product as uncharacterized. Gene Ontology annotation, cellular component: nucleus. The record is from RefSeq and is a predicted model, not a curated record. NCBI's taxonomy places the organism in Eukaryota, Viridiplantae, Streptophyta, Magnoliopsida, Caryophyllales, Amaranthaceae. The coding region runs from base 145 to 2856 and encodes 903 amino acids. Gene Ontology annotation, biological process: establishment of sister chromatid cohesion; nucleobase-containing compound metabolic process. The transcript is spliced from 9 exons. Gene Ontology annotation, molecular function: DNA binding; DNA helicase activity; hydrolase activity, acting on acid anhydrides, in phosphorus-containing anhydrides.
UUGGGCAUCUCUCGGUUCCCGCGCUGUGAGUUUUACUCAAAGAAAAUGGCGCCUUCCACUGCUCACUCGCUCAUACCAAUUUAGAGGAGAGAGAAAGUUCAUCCACAUCUCUCAAAUAUCAACAAGAACAAGAAUUGGGAGAAAAUGGGUGGAGAAGUUAAGGAAGAACAACAAUGGAAGCAGCAAUUCCCAGCAUUUCCAUACAAACCCUACUCCAUUCAACUCGAUUUCAUGAACUCCCUUUAUCAAUUCCUCGACAAAGGCGGCAUCUCCAUGCUCGAAAGCCCCACUGGUACUGGGAAAACUUUAAGCAUUAUUUGCAGCGCUUUGCAGUGGCUUGUCGAUCAGAAAAAUCGAAGAAAGCCCAUUUCAGGGAAUUCAUGCCCGACUGAUGAUGAGCCUGAUUGGAUGCGAGAAUUUGUGGUAAACAAAGAAAACCCAGUUCAGGAGAAGAAGAAAAUUGGGGUCAAGUCCAAGAAGUUCAUUGAGGCAAAUCGUCGAACAGGUGGUGUGGGUGAUUUGUUCGGCAAUGAGGAUGAAAUUGGGAGGAAUGAGAGAGUUGGGAAGGGGGGAAAUUGUGAGGAGAAUAAUGGGAAAUUAUUGGAUGAUGAUGAGUUUUUGGUGGAGGAAUAUGAGAGUGAACAGGAAGAUGAAGAGGCUGGGGUUUUUAAGAGGAAGGGUUCGAUUAGUUCGUCGAGUGAUGAGGAUGAGGAGGACAAGUUGGAUGGAGAGGAAGAGGGUUUGAAGGUUUUCUUUUGUAGUAGAACACAUUCACAGCUUUCCCAGUUUGUGAGAGAGUUGAAUAAGACUGUGUUUGGUUCUGAGUUGACGGUCGUGUCCUUAGGUUCUAGGAAAAAUCUCUGCAUAAAUCAAGAGGUGUUGAAAAUUGGGAACCCGACUAGCAUCAAUGAACGGUGUUUGGAGCUGCACAAUAGUAAGAAAAGUGGAGGUUCUAAGAUCAAGAAGCUGGAACCUGGAGGAAGGGUACGACGGACAAAGGCUUCAGCAGGCUGCCCAAUGCUACAAAAACAAAAGUUGCAGAAAGAAUUCAUAAGUGAUGUCUCUCAACAAGAGGCUUUAGAUAUUGAAGAUCUUGUUGGUGUUGGUAGCAGAUUAGGAACUUGUCCAUAUUAUGGCUCAAGACGUAUGGUUCCAGCUGCGGACCUUGUUGUCCUUCCCUAUCAGUCUCUAUUAUCAAAAUCAUCUCGUGAAUCCCUUGGUCUAAAUUUGAAGAAUAACAUCAUUAUAAUAGACGAGGCUCACAAUUUAGCUGAUUCUCUUAUUAGCAUGUAUGAUGCAAAGAUUACUUUGUCACAGUUGGAAAGUUUGCAUCAAUGCAUGGAGAAUUACCUUGAUAAAUUUCGUAGCCGUUUGGGGCCUGGAAAUAGGAGAUAUAUCCAAAUCCUAAUGGUCUUGACUCGAGCGUUCAUGCAAGCUAUAUUCGAUGAAAAUGAAGCAAGUGACAAUGUAACUAAGAAUACUGUUGAAAGGGUUACACACGAUGUUCCAAGUGAAUCAUCAGUCACGAUAAAUGAUUUCCUUUUUUCUUUGAAUAUUGACAACAUCAAUUUUUUAAAGCUCAUAAAUUAUGUAAAGGAAAGCAACAUCAUUCACAAGGUCAGUGGAUAUGGAGAUAAGCUUACAUGUUUGGAGAAGCAGAUUCCUGGUGGUUCUAUGACUAAGGAUGGAGGAAGUACCUUGUCUGGUUUUCGGGCACUACUUGAUAUGUUAUUAUCAUUGACAAACAAAAAUGUUGAUGGAAGGAUAAUUAUUUCAAAGAUGAGAUCAAAAGGAUUGGGCGAACAAGAGGGGUUCAUAAAAUAUGUUAUGCUUACUGGUGAAAAGAUUUUCUCUGAGAUUGCAAAUCAAGCUCAUGCAGUGGUCUUAGCUGGAGGAACUCUGCAACCUAUAGAGGAAACAAGGAUGAGACUCUUCCCUUGGCUACCAUCAGAGAGUUUGCAUUUCUUUUCAUGUGGUCAUAUCAUUCCUCCUGAGAGUAUCCUACCUGUUGCUGUAUCAAGUGGGCCAUCUGGCCUGUCAUUCGACUUCAGCUACGCAUCCAGAAGCUCGCCAAAAAUGAUUGAGGAGCUUGGUCUUAUGCUUUGCAAUUUAGUGACUGCAGUCCCUGAAGGAAUAGUUGUAUUCUUCUCUUCAUUUGAUUAUGAAGACAAGGUCUAUGAGGCAUGGAGAACAAGCGGCAUUCUAAACAGGAUUACAAAAAAGAAGCGUCUGUUCAGAGAACCUCGAAGUAGUUCAGAGAUUGAAGGUGUUCUGAAGGAGUAUAGGGAUACAAUUGACACAUUAUCUGGUAAAACCCUAGAUAAAAGUAAAACAUCUCAAAAUGGUGCAGUUUUAUUGGCUGUAGUUGGUGGUAAGAUAUCAGAAGGCAUCAAUUUCAGUGAUGGAAUGGGAAGAUGUAUAGUCAUGGUCGGACUUCCGUACCCUAGUCCAUCAGAUAUCGAGUUGAUUGAGAGAAUCAAACACAUGGAAGGCAUUGAUGAUGCAAAACUGCAGGUUUCAAAUACUGACAGGUAUAAUAAUGGAGGAAAUCUUCAUGCUGGAUUCGACAUUUUAAGACGCUGCAAGCAAAGAGGCAAAGAGUAUUACGAAAAUCUUUGCAUGAAAGCUGUGAAUCAGUCAAUUGGUAGAGCAAUUCGUCACAGAAAUGAUUAUGCUGCAAUGCUGUUAGUUGAUUCACGGUACGCUUCUGACCCUGUAAAGCGAAGCUCUUCACACCCAGCUAACAAACUACCACAAUGGAUACAAGACCGACUUGUCUCUUCAACUUCCAGCUAUGGUGAGGUACACAGAUCACUGCACCAGUUCUUUAGGAAUAACAAGAAUAAAUUGAGUUAAUGUUUGAAAAUAGUUUCAAAAUUAGAGAGAUAUCAGAUAAUCAUUUCCUUGUAUAGAUGUGACUAUGUGAGACAAAAGCUUUCUGAAGGCAUGCUUCAGUGAAUUAUAUCAGUCUAGCAUAUGAAUAUGAUACAGAAUUACAUAUUGCUAAAAAAAAAUUCUCUCAUUUUUUCCCA